Molecule: messenger RNA, 3343 nt
Organism: Rhinolophus ferrumequinum (greater horseshoe bat)
Lineage: Eukaryota; Metazoa; Chordata; Mammalia; Chiroptera; Rhinolophidae
Gene: SLC11A1
Product: solute carrier family 11 member 1
Exons: 15
Coding region: 183-1826 (547 amino acids)
Biological process (GO): metal ion transport
Cellular component (GO): plasma membrane
Molecular function (GO): manganese ion transmembrane transporter activity; iron ion transmembrane transporter activity; cadmium ion transmembrane transporter activity
Source: RefSeq, a predicted model, not a curated record
GCAGGCCACUUCUGCCUUUGGAAAGUGUUUCACAACGUCUCGUGUGUGUGAGGACAGCCGAGCUCAGCUGAAGCUGGGUAAGAGGGUGUGGGCUCACACUCUGACAUCCAGAGAGGAAACGUGGUGUGAGAGGCUGCCCAGCACAGCGUUCACACACACGGAGGGCCUGACCUGCUGUGAUCAUGACAGGUGACAGUGGCCCCCAAAGUCCAAGCAGGCCCACGUAUGGCUCCAUCUCCAGCUCAUCCAGUGCAGAGCCACAGCAAGCACCUCCUGGAGCGACCUACCUGAGUGAGAAGGUCCCCAUCCCGGACACAGAACCGGGCACGUUCAGCCUGCGGAAGCUGUGGGCCUUCACGGGGCCCGGUUUCCUCAUGAGCAUCGCUUUCCUGGACCCAGGAAACAUCGAGUCGGAUCUGCAGGCUGGCGCUGUGGCUGGAUUCAAACUGCUCUGGGUGCUGCUGUGGGCCACGGUAUUGGGCUUGCUCUGCCAGCGACUUGCUGCCCGGCUGGGCGUGGUGACAGGGAAGGACUUGAGCGAGGUCUGCCAUCUCUAUUAUCCCAAGGUGCCCCGCACCCUCGUCUGGCUGACCAUCGAGCUCGCCAUCGUAGGCUCGGACAUGCAAGAGGUCAUCGGCACAGCCAUAGCCUUCAGCCUGCUCUCGGCUGGACGAAUCCCUCUCUGGGGUGGCGUCCUCAUCACCAUCGUGGACACUUUGUUCUUCCUCUUCCUCGAUAACUACGGGUUGCGGAAACUGGAAGCCUUUUUUGGAUUCCUUAUUACCAUUAUGGCCGUGACCUUCGGCUAUGAGUACGUAGUGGCACGUCCAGCUCAGGGAGCACUUCUUAGAGGUCUGUUCCUGCCCUCGUGCCCCGGCUGUGGCCAGCCAGAGCUGUUGCAGGCUGUGGGGAUCGUUGGCGCCAUCAUCAUGCCCCACAACAUCUACCUGCAUUCGGCCCUGGUCAAGUCUCGAGAGAUAGACCGGACCCGCCGGGCGGACAUUCGAGAAGCCAACCUGUACUUCCUGGUUGAGGCCACCAUUGCCCUGUCUGUCUCCUUCUUCAUCAACCUCUUUGUCGUGGCUGUCUUUGGGCAAGCCUUCUACCAGCAAACCAACCAGGACGCGUUCAACGUCUGUGCCAACAGCAGCCUCCACAAGUACGCCAAGAUCUUCCCCAUGAACAACCAAACAGUGGAUGUAGACAUUUACCAAGGGGGCGUAAUCCUGGGCUGCCUCUUCGGCCCUGCAGCCCUCUACAUUUGGGCAGUGGGUCUCCUGGCAGCCGGGCAGAGCUCCACCAUGACCGGCACCUACGCGGGACAGUUUGUGAUGGAGGGCUUCCUGAAGCUGCGGUGGUCACGCUUCGCCCGAGUCCUCCUCACUCGCUCCUGCGCCAUCCUGCCCACUGUGCUCGUGGCUGUCUUCAGGGACCUCAGGGACCUGUCAGGCCUCAAUGACCUGCUCAACGUGCUGCAGAGCCUGCUGCUUCCCUUCGCUGUGCUGCCCAUACUCACCUUCACCAGCAUGCCCGCCCUCAUGCAGGAGUUUGCCAAUGGCUGGCUGAGCAAGGCCAUCACUUCCUCCAUCAUGGCACUGGUCUGUGCCAUCAACCUCUACUUUGUGGUCAGCUACCUUCCGGGCCUCCACCAUCCCGCCUACUUUGGGCUUGUAGCUCUUCUGGCCGCAGUCUACCUAGGCCUCACUACCUACCUGGUCUGGACCUGUUUCAUCGCUCACGGAGCCACUCUGCUGAUCCACAGCUCCCACCGACACUUCUUGUAUGGGCUUCCUGAAGAGGAGCAGAAGGGCGAGCCCUCCAGAUGAACUCCCACCCAGGCCUGACUAGGCUGUGAAAUGAGUGGGGCAGACUGGACUUCUGGUCAUAAGGGUAGGGGCUGUGGAGGCAGAGCAGAUGGAGUGGGCAUUUUGGAAGCAGGCCAACCUGAGUUCCAUAGAAACCUGCUGUUUCCUAGCUUAGACAAGUGAUUAAGUUCCAGGUCUCAGUGUCUUCAUCUGUGAAAUGGGACACCAACCUCGCAAUGGUUGUAAAGCGCUUUAACACAGUGCCUGGCACUGGGACUUUAAAAAAAAUCAUCCCCAAAGUAUUUAUUGAGCACCUGUGGGAGUCACCUGACUGACCUAGUUGGGGGCAGGACACAGGCUUCAAAUAGCAUUUAAAAUAGAGCUGAUAAAUGCUAAACAAGGCUAGUUUGCUUCUCGCCCAAAAGAGCAGGGCGAACGGAAACAGGGAAAACACGAAAUCCCUGAACCAUCAAGGAGAGCACCCUACUCCAUGUCUCCUCCUCUUGCUGUCUCCCUUCUAUUCUCGCUGGAGUGGUCUCAGCAUUUUUGUUUCACCAGCAACCCAUUUUCCAGGCAGUAUAACCGAGGCGCGGUUCUCCCCCGUUCAGGCGCCAGGUCGUAAGGAACCCAAGAGUCUGUGCCUCGGAAGUCCAAUUCAUUUGCCAUCUCCCCAGGGAACCUGGCGGCUGGGACUCCCACGCCGCGCCGUUAACUCUCCCUAGGCGCUGACUCCCAGCUCCCCUUAGGGGCAGGGACGGUCCCGGGCGCCUGCACUCCCCGCCUCGGCCUCACCCAACCCGGCCAAAGAGGAGAAGGCGGGUACUCGGGCCUCACGCCCCGGAGCCCUGACUUGGAGGUGUGGGUAGGGGGAGCUGUGAGGGUGGGGAACCCCCUCUGCUGCUGGGAGUAGCCCGGCUAUCCUUCGCCUCACGCAGGGACUGCACUUUACAGACGCUCCCUGGGCUGUUUCUAGGCUCCCCCAAGUCCUUCCUCCGGCCUCUUUCCGUCGCUCCCACCCCAACCCCAGAGCUGCGGAGAGCGGCGAUAAUGAGGGGUCGCCGGACUUUUCCCCUGGGUUGAGCCCGGGCCGGGCGCUAUGCUUGGAAGCACCCUCGAUUUCCCGGGGAUCCGGCGGGGCAAGCUCCGCGCUCAGGUCGGGGCGCUUGUUUAUGAGAAGAAUUUCCUCUUUCUUAAAAGGGCAACAACGGCAGUGGGGCCCUCAGGGAGGGACGGAAUAGGACGGCUCUGGCUCAGUCAGAGCAACAGUGGGGGAGAUUACCUGGGCAAGAAGGCUGUUCAAUAAUCCCCUUACCCGGACUUGGCCCUGGAGAAGAUGGGGUCCACGCCAGCUGAAGGAGGGGGUGGGUAGAGGUCCGAUAGUGGAGAAAGGCAUCUCCUAGCCCCUUUUUCAGCUUCUUGGAGGUGCCUCCAGCUGUACCCACUGCACCCCGCUCUGGUCAAUUCACUACGUAGGUACUAAAUGGGCACCAGCCCUGUGUUAGAUGUGGGGGAGGGAGGCAAAGUUCCAAUUAAAGACG